AUGCACUCACCAUUUAUACAAGAUGAAGCUGCAAUUAAAACCUGUAACCCCAACAAAUCACCCGGUCCAGAUGGCGUUACAAAUGCAUUCUACAUUAAUCAUUUAAACCAAGUUAAACCAAUUCUCACUACAUUAUUCAACGAUAUACUAGAAAAUCCUCACCACAUCACAACAGAAUUCACCGAAGGUCUUAUACACACAAUAUACAAGAAAGGCAACCCCUUACUCAUAUCAAAUCGUCGUCCCAUUACACUUCUAAACACUGAUUACAAGAUCCUCUCAAAAGUAAUCAAUGCACGUCUUCUGAGAAUACUUCCUUUCAUCAUCAACAACAACCAAACUGGUUUCGUACCCCACAGAUUCAUCAUAGACAACAUCAUCAACAUCAAUGAAUUAAUCAACUACCUCAAAUCUAAAAACCUCCCUGGUAUCAUCACACUAUUUGACUUCUUCAAAGCAUUUGAUUCUAUCUCUCACGAUAGUAUUAAAAGAACAUUAAUUCAUAUUGGUAUACCAAUAAAAUUAAUAAAUUUAAUCCACAAGCUAUUAUCUGACCCACAAGCAAAAAUUUCAAUUAAUGAUGAAGAAAUUCAAAUUAAUAAAUUAAUCUCAUGGUUUAUGAAUUCUCCCGCAAAUUCUGAAUCACCAACUCUCAAUACCAAUUCCUUUGAAAACAACACAUCAACCAUCCAUUCACGUGCAAAAAUACCUUUGAUUUGUUAUGAUAGAUCAUUAAAACCAUUAAAAGAAGGUGGUUGGGGUAUGUGGAAUAUACAAUUACGACAAGUUGCUCAAAAGAUUUGGAUAUACAACAGAUUUUUACAAAUGCAUAAAUCUGCAAACAAUUCAAUAUACAUGAUAAGUUGGAUGGAUCAAAUCAUCAACAAAUCAAUCUCUUCUCCAUACCUUAUAAAAAUCAAAAAAGAAUGGGAAAACUAUGCAACUCAAAUUGGACAUCUAAAAGAUAAAGUUCAAACCCUACAACCAAUAUUAAUAAAAAACCAAACCUCUCAAACAUUAACCACAAAUAAUAUUUCACUACCACCAACACUCAAAGAAAUCUACUCGACAAUACUCAACAAUCAUCAAUGUAAAUCAAAAGACUAUAUUGGCAAGAAAUAUUCAGAUCUACUUCUUACUUCGCACCAACAAUCAAUACAACUAUUAUGGAAAUACACAUACGACCAACUAUUUGUCAAAAUUCAAAAGCUAAAAGAUCCAAAAGGCCGUGAUACAAUGCAAAGAUUCCAUGCUAGAUGUCUUCCGAUUAAUCAUCUACACAACAAAGUUUGCCCCAUUUGCAACAAUGAAAUGAAUAAUGAUCCCUAUGGUCAUUUGUUUUUCAAUUGUCAGCACACAAUCAACUUCAUAAACCACGACAAAUUAAAAAAUUUUAUAUAUAAAAAUUGCAAUGGAAACAUCAAAAAAUUUAAAAAAGAAUGGAGCAUAAACACAAAUGAACCAAUUCCAACAAUUACACCACCAAUUAAUUAUUAA
Molecule: messenger RNA, 1497 nt
Organism: Dictyostelium discoideum AX4
Lineage: Eukaryota; Evosea; Eumycetozoa; Dictyosteliales; Dictyosteliaceae
Exons: 3
Coding region: 1-1497 (498 amino acids)
Source: RefSeq, a predicted model, not a curated record